AUGGGAUCUAAGAGAAAGAAGGCCGAGAAGCAGAAAGAUUUCGUUAAGGCGAAAUUGAGAGUUGGUAAAACAGCUGCUAAACCAGAUAACCAUACCGAUACCUCAUUCAUCGCCAAAUCCAUUUCUAUACCGAAUCAAACUAUUAACAAAAAGACAUCCAAUACAGAGAAAAAAUAUGAAGUAGAUUUGGCUCAUCAUCUUUCAUUGACAAAGCAUCAUUCUGAUGUUACACGAAAGGAGGUCUUGAAUUAUAUUGAACAACAUUUACCAUCCAAUCCAUCGCUCUACAAAGAUAUAUUGACCAGUAUUGUGCCAUUAAUAAUUGAUCAGUCUCAGAAUGUUCGGAAUGCCUUGACAUCAUUAUUGUCAGCCUGUGCUACACAACAGGUUGGCUUGUUGGAUUUACACAUAAGAUCUAUUAUUCUUUUUAUACAUCUGGCGAUGAGCCAUAUUAAACCAGAUAUAAGAAAUAGCUCGACCAAAUUUUUAUCAGUGUUAAUCGACCAUGCAACAGAGUCAUUAGUGCGUUCAUAUUUUAUCAAGACGCUAAAGUCGUACUUUACAUUAUUAUCGUGGACCUUGACGAAUGAUAAGAAAGCAGUUUCCUUGGCCAUCACCACUAGUUCCUCUAUCGGAGGCCCAAGCAAGAAAGCACGUAUUCAUCACUUAUCGAUAUUAAGAGCAUUUUUAUCAGCUGCAUUAUUUCCAAUAAGUAGCAACGAAAGGAAAUUGGAUUAUUCAAAGAUCAAGAUGAUUCAUCCUGAAUCGUACAAAUAUUUGUUAGCGUCCAGCACUCAACCAUUUGCAUCUUUGAAAUUAUUCGUUCAAGAAGUUCCGAAACAGAAAAACACAGACAUACAACAAAAUACCAAAAAAGAUGACAAUGCAUUUUCCUUAAAUGAUUUGGAUACCGUUUCGACAGAGGAUAUAGAUACCAGACGAAAAGUUAUGCUUGACGUUUUCAUGGCUCCAAUGCUUAGGAAUUUGAAAAAUUUAAUAAAGGAGGGUGGUGAAGUUGGUAGAGAAGCACAUUCAUGUAUGAAGGUGUUGGAACAGUUACAAUCGGAGACUAAAUAG
Molecule: messenger RNA, 1077 nt
Organism: Debaryomyces hansenii CBS767
Lineage: Eukaryota; Fungi; Ascomycota; Pichiomycetes; Serinales; Debaryomycetaceae
Exons: 1
Coding region: 1-1077 (358 amino acids)
Biological process (GO): rRNA processing
Cellular component (GO): nucleus
Source: RefSeq, a predicted model, not a curated record